Molecule: messenger RNA, 360 nt
Organism: Staurois parvus
Lineage: Eukaryota; Metazoa; Chordata; Amphibia; Anura; Ranidae
Source: the annotation of a GenBank genome assembly
GUUCUCAGACCUUCAGUAGGGGAUAAACCUAAGAAAGAGGAAAAGAGCACCUUAAACCAUAUCACAAAAUGUAUACUCAUCCUAACACCUCUACUCGGCCUGACCUGGGCCUUUGGCAUCGGGACAAUGGCAAGCACGUCUAUUGCCAUCCAUGGAAUUUUUGCAGCAUUGAAUUCACUUCAGGGCUUAUUUAUUUUGCUGUUUGGAUGUUUGAUGGAUAAAAAGGUACGGGAUGCCUUGUUGAGCAGGUUUUCCAUUUCCAGAUGGUCUUCACAGCAGACAAAGACUUCCAAUCUUAGUUCUACAGAUCCUGUUCUUGCAAAAAGGGGUAUCAAUUUGUUUGCUAAAAAGGGUAAGUAC